AUGGCCAUCAAAACUUUCUCCAUGAAAUUUUUCUCACUGCUAGUUUCUUCAUUUGCCAUCAUUGGAAUGGUAGUAGCCGGAGAUCCAAACAUCCUCACUGACUUUAUAACCCCCCCAAAUGCCACUACGGUUGAUGGAAGCUUCUUCACAUUUACUGGCUUGCGUUCCUUUAUCGGGUCAGGCCCUCCCACGACUUUUAAGGUGUUGAAAGCAAGCAUGGUUGAAUUCCCAGCACUCAAUGGACAGAGUGUUUCUUAUGCUGUAUUGCAGUUUGCAAAUGGCACAACCAAUCCACCACACACCCAUCCUCGCUCAGCUGAGCUCCUUUUCCUUGUUCAAGGUUCUCUUCAGGUUGGGUUUGUUGAUACAACCAACAAGCUCUUUACACAAACACUUCAAGCAGGUGAUAUGUUUGUGUUUCCUAAAGGACUAGUGCACUUUCAGUACAAUGUUGCGCAAACAUCUGCUUUAGCAAUUUCAGCUUUUGGGAGUGCAAAUGCUGGAACUGUUUCAAUUCCCAACACCUUGUUCAUCACUGGCAUUGACGAUAAUGUGUUGGCUAAAUCCUUCAAGACUGAUGUUUCCACCAUUCAAGCUCUCAAGGCUGGCCUUGUUCCCAUGGGCAAGCCCUAA
This is a messenger RNA of Juglans microcarpa x Juglans regia, 633 nucleotides long. Its product is annotated as germin-like protein 9-3. The record is from RefSeq and is a predicted model, not a curated record. Gene Ontology annotation, cellular component: cell wall. The coding region runs from base 1 to 633 and encodes 210 amino acids. Gene Ontology annotation, molecular function: manganese ion binding. The transcript has a single exon. NCBI's taxonomy places the organism in Eukaryota, Viridiplantae, Streptophyta, Magnoliopsida, Fagales, Juglandaceae.